UAAUUGUGAGGCGGCAGCAGAGGUCGGGGUUGGCGCUGUUCACCAUGAGCUCCUCGGCGCGGCGGCUGCAGACCAAACCGGUCAUCACCUGCCUCAAGACCUUCCUCAUCGUCUUCAGCUUCUUAUUCUGGAUUACAGGGGUGGUGUUGUUGGCAGUAGGAGUAUGGGGUAAGUUGAGUCUGGAAGAGUACCUGGCUCUUGUAGCUGACAAAAGCACAAAUGCUCCUUAUGUGCUUAUUGGAACUGGUGCAACUAUCAUUGUAUUUGGCCUUUUUGGAUGCUUCGCAACAUGUCGAGGCAGCACGUGGAUGCUGAAAUUGUAUGCUAUGAUCCUGUCACUCCUCUUCCUGGCACAAAUUGUAGCUGGAAUUUCCGGGUUUAUCUUCCGCCAUGAGAUUAGAAGCAUUUUCAAGGUCUCUCUGGAAAAGGCUAUAAACCAAUAUUCUAGGAAUGGAACAGACUUUCCGUUGGAUUACAUGCAAAUUAAUUUGCAUUGCUGUGGUGUACAGAACUACACAGACUGGCUUAGCACUGGCUACUUCAAAGAGAAUGGAAUUCCAUUUAGCUGCUGUAAAAAUCACAGUGACUGCAAGCCUGGAGACCUGAAGAAUGCAACCAUUGUGAAAGACAAAGUUUAUGACACGGGUUGUUUCCAACUGGUGACUAAUUUUAUGGAGACAAAUAUUGGAAUCAUUGCAGGAAUUGCCUUUGGAAUUGCCUUCUUCCAGUUGUUUGGAAUUCUGCUGGCCUGCUGUUUGUCUCGAUACAUCACAAACAACCAGUAUGAAAUGGUUUAGUGGAUACAAUAGGAGACCAGGGUCAACAUCAAACCUCAGUACAGUUAAGGGAACUGAGCCAGCAGAGGGACGUAUUUGCUUUAAGCAAAAACAAUUAUUUUGUAUACUGUUUUAUUUGCAUGCUAUGGUGAUGUACCACAUGAUGACUAUGUAAAUUCCUUAAUUAUUUGACUAUUAGUUAGCAGGACUGCACUGACCAGAAAUAGUACAAUUAUAGCCAUUGGUUUGAUCCAAAAGCUAAGUUAGUAUUGUGCACCUACUAGCUUAAAUUUUGUCUUGCGGUUUUGAAUUUGUAAUCCAUUCUUAAGAUUUAGAGUAUUUUUCAAAUUUAAACUUUGUGUGACCUAAGUUUAUUUUUACAAUUGCUUUUCCCACUGGAAGGAAUGAAUACUACACGGAAAUAUCGAAUGUCUCUAGACGAAUGUGAACUAUUAUAGAAUCUGUUGCCUUUAAGGUUGAAGAGAUUCCACAGUGUAACUUCACUAGUUUUCUACCUUUUGUGUAUCAGUCUAGCCUAUUUUCUCUUAAACUGCCAGCAGGAGCUGGCCAUCUUUCUAGACUGGAGUUUUUAAGCUUGUAUACAGUGAUGCUGUUAACACUAAUAUUGCAGUAAUGAAGCUGCUCACGUCAGUAUUACCAUAAUAGCUAUUAUAAAAUAAACACUUGGCACAAUUU
Molecule: messenger RNA, 1472 nt
Organism: Callorhinchus milii (elephant shark)
Lineage: Eukaryota; Metazoa; Chordata; Chondrichthyes; Chimaeriformes; Callorhinchidae
Gene: tspan6
Product: tetraspanin 6
Cellular component (GO): membrane
Source: RefSeq, marked provisional